Molecule: messenger RNA, 2688 nt
Organism: Hordeum vulgare subsp. vulgare (domesticated barley)
Lineage: Eukaryota; Viridiplantae; Streptophyta; Magnoliopsida; Poales; Poaceae
Exons: 2
Coding region: 359-2329 (656 amino acids)
Molecular function (GO): zinc ion binding
Source: RefSeq, a predicted model, not a curated record
GUCAGCCAGUGUCUGCUUAAUCCCGAACCAACCUCCACAAAUUUUGGGUGCGCACCCGGCACAACUUCUAGAUCCACCCCUUAUUUUCCAUGGCUCACACGAUUAGGUUUUUCUUUUCUUCGGCGCGCGAGAUCGGUCUCAGUUUACGCCUCACGCCGUAGGACUUGCAAGCAAGCGUGCAGAUUCAGUUUUCCUCCAAAAAAUGGGGGUUGGGCAGGGUUCGUGUGCCACUGGAUGCGCUCUUUCUCGCGGCAGUGCUUCUGGAGGUGUAGGGCACAUUCUCAUCCGUCUUGGAGUUAUCUGAUGUUCUUAUCAGUCAGAAUAAAGUAAUUUUAUCUGCCCUUAGAGCUGCUCAGUUAUGGAGGACAUCCAGGUUUUAGUUCAGGCUGAAGACAGCCAAGCUUUAGUUCAGGCGGAAGACAGGCAGGCUUUAGUUCAGGUGGAAGACAGUCAGGCUUUAGGCCAGGCGGAGGACAAUCAGAUUUUAGUUCAGGCAGAGGACAAUCAGGUUUUAGUUGAGGCGGAAGAUGGCCAGGUUCUAGUUGAGGAGGAUGAAGACCAGAGUUUAGUCGAGCCAGAGAAGGACCUUGUACCACGUGAUCAAUUCCUUUUCAUUGGCCAAGAGUUUACCAAUGUUGACACUUGCCGGAGGGCAAUCAAGGAUAUGGCCGUUGCUUUGCAUUUCCAGCUGCGCGUCGUGAAAUCGGACCGUAGCCGGUUCAUUGCCAAAUGCAACACAGAAGGAUGCCCGUGGCGUGUGCAUGUGGCCAAGUGCCAUGGUGUUCCAACUUUCACGGUCCGGACGUUGCAAGGAGAGCACACAUGUGAGGGUGUUCAGGACCUACAUCAUCAGCAGGCCACUGUUAACUGGGUGGCUAGGUCUGUUGAGGCAAGGCUGAGAGAUAAUCCGCAGAUUAAGCCAAAAGAGAUAUUGCAGGAUAUUCGGGACCAGCAUGGGGUUGCUGUGUCUUAUAUGCAGGCAUGGCGCGGAAAGGAGAGAAGCAUGGCUGCUGUUCAUGGUACCCUUGAGGAUGGAUAUCGCCUUCUUCCUGCAUACUGUGAGCAGAUCGGAAAGACAAAUCCUGGUAGCGUUGCAGUGUACAAAGGGGCUGGGCCAGAUAAUUCCUUCCAACGGUUCUUUGUUUCAUUUCAGGCAUCUAUUUAUGGUUUCUUAAAUGCGUGUAGACCCCUUUUGGAAAUCGACAAGGCUGAUCUAAAGGGUAAGUAUCUUGGGACAUUGCUAUGUGCUUCAGCUGUUGAUGCUGAUCACAUGAUUUUCCCUGUAGCAUUUGGUGUUGUUGAUUCCGAAAGUGAUGAGAACUGGAUGUGGUUUAUCUCAGAACUGAGGAAGAUGCUUGGUGUUAACACAGAUAAGAUGCCUGUCUUAACAAUCAUCUCUGAGAGACAACCACAGGUGGUUGAAGCUGUUGAGGUCAACUUCCCCACCGCUUUUCAUGGAUUUUGCUUGAGAUACCUGAGUGAGAAUUUCCGCGAGGAGUUCAAGAGUCCUAAACUUCUGAACCUUUUCUGGAGUGCCGUCUAUGCUCUCACAACAGCAGAAUUUGAUUCAAAGGUAAAAGAUAUGAUGCAAGUUCAAGAUGUCAUGCCAUGGUUCCAGAAUUUUCCACCAAACCUCUGGGCUGUUGCUUACUUUGAGGGUAUCAGAUAUGGCCAUUUUAGUCUUGGGAUAACUGAGAUAUUAUAUAACUGGGCCCUGGAGUGUCACGAGCUUCCCAUUGUGCAAACUGUUGAAUACAUCAGGCACCAACUAACCUACUGGUUUACUGAACGUCAUAACUUGGCACUAUCCCACAACUCAGUUCUUGUUCCAUCCGCUGAGAAACUUAUUUCUGAAUCCGUUUCUGAUUCAGGAUGUUAUCAAGUACUCCGAGCAAACAAGGUGGAGUUUGAGAUUGUAUCAUCUGAGCGAACAAACAUUGUGGAUACCCAAACCAGGUUCUGCUCGUGCCGUCGGUGGCAAAUUUAUGGCAUUCCAUGCGCACAUGCUGCUGCUGCGCUACUUUCAUGUGGUGAAGAUCCUCGCCUGUAUGCACACGACUGCUUCAGUGUAAUGAAGUAUAGGGAAACUUACUCUCAGCAGAUCUAUCCAAUUCCAGACAGGAUCCACUGGAGCAAUUCGUCCUCUGGGCCAAGAGGCCUAUACAAAUCAGAUAUGAUACUUCGUCCACCAAAGAUCCGAAGGCCUCCUGGCCGUCCCAAAAUGAAGAUUCUGAAGAUGGAAAGCUUAAAACGGCCGAAACGGAUUGUUCAGUGUGGCCGGUGUCAUCUUCUUGGGCAUUCUCAGAAAAAGUGUUCAUUACGAAUCUGACAUAGACAUUUCUCUCCAUCUCCCUUCUUUCUUGUCUGUCCAAUAGUAUUAGUUUUCAGCAGUUCCCUUGUUGGCAUCUGGCAAGGUAGGCAAAUUUCUUUCUGUUUCUUCAGAUUAGAGAGUAUUAUCAUGUAUCCGGCGAUGACCAUAGGUCUUUUUUUCUGCACAUAUUUUCAUGUAACACGACACAAGCUAUCCCCCCGUGACAGCUUCUCGUUAGUUACUUGUUAUUCAAGUAGAUAGAAGAAAUUGUGCUGGUUAAUUGUUGGUGUUGAGAUGUUGUAAGCGAGAACUGACUUCUUAGAACCAUGAACUGACUGCUAGCGUUAGUGCAUAUGUAUGGAUUUAUGCUCAGAAAA